Messenger RNA from Camellia sinensis, 1322 nucleotides. RefSeq names its product protein FAR-RED ELONGATED HYPOCOTYL 3. NCBI's taxonomy places the organism in Eukaryota, Viridiplantae, Streptophyta, Magnoliopsida, Ericales, Theaceae. The record is from RefSeq and is a predicted model, not a curated record.
UGCUUUGAAAAACCGGUCAGGACCUUGAUCUAGAUCCCACCAUUCUGUGAGUGCGAUCCUUGAGACCUCAUAGACUCUCUCUAACUCACAAUUGAAUUCGAUUGCUUUCACACAAGAUCUAUAACAAGGACAUAGAGAGACUCUCCAUCAACUUUUCAAUCUGGUUCGAAGCCCUUUACGCGCUAGGGUUUUAUACUGCUCACAAAAAAAUGGAUAAAUGACAUCUGUAAAUUAGGGUCCUUAUGGAGAGCACAUCUAGUGAAGCAUUUGAUUUGGAUGAAGGUGAAAGUUGCUUUCCAGUUGAAAGCUACAAUCAGAAUGAUUUCACCGAUGAUGAAUUGUCCAAAAGUAUGGAUAUGUGUAUUGGCAAAGAUGACAAGAAAAUAGAUCAAUCUGUUGGAAAUUUAGCUUCAGUUGACAACGCUGUAGAACCACACAUUGGCUUGGAGUUCAAUUCAAGAGAUGAAGCUCGAGAGUUUUAUGUUGCUUAUGGUAGGCAUACAGGCUUUACUGUGCGCAUUCAUCAUAAUCGCCGUUCUCGAAUCAACAAUAUGGUUAUUGGUCAAGAUUUUGUUUGUUCAAAAGAAGGUUAUCGUGAAAAGAAAUAUGCAUGCCGGAAAGAUAGAGUUCUUCCUCCACCACCCAUCACCCGAGAAGGCUGUCCUGCAAUGCUUAGGGUUGCUCUGAGGGAUGGAGCUAAGUGGGUUAUUACCAAAUUUGUAAAAGAUCACAAUCACAGUUUAAUGUCUCCUAGUAAAGUUCCGUGGCGAGGAUCUGGAAAGAAUUUGGUCAGCGAGGAUGAGAAGGAUCAAAGAAUUCGAGAGCUGAAACUUGAACUUUACAAUGAGAAACAACGAUGUAAACGCCGGUGUGCAGGUUACCAGGAACAGUUGCAUAUGGUAUUGAAGUAUGUUGAAGAACAUGCUGAGCACUUAUCAAGAAGUGUUCAAGAUAUGGUCCAGCGUAUAAAAGAGCUUGAAAAUGAGCAGCUAGAUGGUUCAGAUUAGGGUCAGUAUAAUUUGUAAAAAAUUUCUUGUUAAUUAUUAUGAUUUUUUUUUAAAAUAAUUUUUUUCGGUUCUUCUAAUGUGAUCUUUACUUAAUUUACCAUCAUUUAGUGUGGUGAAUUUAUACACUCUAUGAGUUGGAUAUACUUUGAUAAGAGCCAAAGAGGUUGAUUUGUCUAGCAUAACCCAUAGGCGUGAACCAGGAAUAGGCAAAUAAAGAGAUGAAAAAAGAUGUCUUGAUGAAGUUAUUUAUGUGUAAUAACUAUUUAUAUGAAGUGUAAUUUUGUAAUAAUAAUUUCACAUCCAUUCAUUGUAUUA